Paecilomyces variotii is the source of this 910-nucleotide messenger RNA. RefSeq lists its product as hypothetical. The record is from RefSeq and is a predicted model, not a curated record. Bases 128 to 697 code for a protein of 189 amino acids. The transcript has a single exon. Lineage: Eukaryota; Fungi; Ascomycota; Eurotiomycetes; Eurotiales; Thermoascaceae.
GAUCUUUGUAGGGAGACCUAUCUCUGGCUUGUUGGAAUUUUGCUUGUUGCACCGAUAGUAAUCUUUCUUGUCUGCUGUAUCUGGGAGCUCUGGGAUAAUCAUACAUCCCUUAGCUUACAGAUCGCCUAUGCGCAUGCAUGAGUAUGAGUUACGGAAACUUCGUUUGAUGAUAUCCACAUGUGUUUGUUUUUGGGAUCGCGCUUCUUUCUUUUUCCUCGCCCCAGUAUUUGAAAGUAACCAGAACUUUCAAACUAUCUACCUCAGGCGGUACCCUGUUUAUAUUGUUUAUGUCUCCCCCACCUUUUCUUGCGGAGCAUUAUAUCUUCCUAUCUCCCGGGCGGACCCGGACCGGUGGGUGGUAAAGGAUACAGAAAAAACGGAGUUCGUCAGGUGUGUUUCUGUUUAUUUUCUCUCCCAUCUCAUGUUCUACUUACUAGUCAAGAACAUGAGAGAACAAAAAGCAAAUACUAAAGGAAUGUUCUUUUCACUCUCCCCUGGGACUACUCAUACUCUCAAAAAGAAAACCGGGCGUCUUCCAAAUUCUACCCGCGCCAGUUUUUCUUUUUUUGUGUCUUCUUUUCUAGCUAGAUUUCCGUCAUUUAUACCUUCCAAGUCUAGCUGUGUGGAAAUCAAAUCACGUCCAAGUCCCAUCGAUUUUGUCUUUCCCCGUGCACUACGCACGUUAAGCGUAGACUAGGCCUUCUAUAAACAUACUUAAGGUCAGAUGGAGAUUAUCUAUCUGGUCGACUCUUUUUUUUUAAGUAGCAGUCGGUCGAAGUUGGAUUCUUUUUUCACGCUUUGCGCAAUACUUCACUUCCCUUGGCAACUUUGCGUUUUAGAGAAGUAUCCGUAUAAGAAGAGAAAUAAAUGCUAGGUCCGCGGGAAAUCAAGCAGCAGAGUUAUACCACCG